Messenger RNA from Zingiber officinale, 1327 nucleotides. RefSeq names its product protein PHYTOCHROME KINASE SUBSTRATE 1-like. The transcript has a single exon. Gene Ontology annotation, biological process: phototropism. The record is from RefSeq and is a predicted model, not a curated record. NCBI's taxonomy places the organism in Eukaryota, Viridiplantae, Streptophyta, Magnoliopsida, Zingiberales, Zingiberaceae. Bases 29 to 1111 code for a protein of 360 amino acids.
UCCUGGUCCUGUUUUCUUGUUAGCCAGCAUGGGCUCCGUUAAAGUGACUCCAAAGUCUCUCUUCGCCUUCGACGACUCCUUCUCCUCCUACCUCGCCUUCGUCCGGGAGAACAGCUUUCCGCCGGAGUUGGGCAACUCCGCCUCCGACCACUUGGCCUGCCAGAUUACCUUCAGCCGGCGACGGAGUAGGAGUACUCCCGACGGUGAGAUCGAAAUAUUCGACGCCGAGAAGUACUUCAGUGGCGUGAUGGAUGGUAGCGCCGCCUCUGGGCGCACCCGCGUGCCGACCCCGUCGGCGGCCGGCGCCAAGAAGGAGGUCCCACGGUUGCCGCGCGAGGGGUCGAAGCCCGGAAGCACCGCCUCGGAGACGAGCUGCAACAGCCGCAGCGUACUACUCCCCGACCGCCGCCGACGAGACUCCAAGGGGAAGAAAUUCCUCCGCGUUUUUCCUUGCACCUGCGCUAGGAAGCAGGCGAUCAACGUCGACAGGGAAGCCCAGCUGGCGCAUGGCCGUCCUCACGACGGACACUCGGUGUGCGAAUCUAGGCUGAAAAGAAUCAGCCCCAGUUUCCGGCGUCAAGAACCCUUCUCUCUCCCUCCAAAUCCGAUCUCAAAAUUCAAACCAGAGGAGAAAGUACUCAUCGGAGUCGCUCAAAAUUCAAUCUUAGGCGCCAAUUUUAACUCAAAAAACGAUCUUACCAUCGCGCAAAGCGGAAGUAGCUUCGCGGCAUUGCCUUCCCGCGCCGGCGGCCGAGACGAGGACGUCCUCAGCGAAGCAAGCUCGGACUUGUUCGAGAUCGAGGGCUUAUCGACGAGCACGCACCAUUUUUUCACCAUAAAAGGAUCGGAGUCGGCGACCGCGACCGCCGCCGUCGGCUACGAGCCGAGCGAGGCGAGUGUCGAGUGGAGCGUGGUUACGGCCAGCGUCGCUAAUUUCUCCAUGUCGUCGGAGUCCGGUGAACAGGGGGGUACCUCCCUGAUGAAGACGAGGAGGUCCUCGGGGUCGGGCCAUCUGCUGGGGUGCGUUAGUGAGAAGGCGGUCGAUGUGACGGGGGCUUCCGGCGGAAGCGGCACUAAGGCGUUGGUGAGAGCGAGCGCGAGGGAGCGGUGACGCCGACGGCGAGGUACCGCGUGGAGAGCUGCUGCGUGGAUUUGGGUUCGGGCCAGGUCGAGCCGGCCGGGCGUUGCCACCGAACCCAAACCGCUCCACCUAAGAUUAUAUUAGGACUAUACGUAUUCGUCAUUCGUAUUAAUAUAGGAAAAUAAAAAUGUAUUAAUCUAUAUUUAUGUUUUGUGUUGUCAAUUGUCACAUAAUUAAUAAGGAUGU